AUGGAAGAAAUUCUAUCUAAGCUUUUAGUAUCGAACAAUGCAGUAAUUAUUCAAGGCACUAAAGAACUUAGAGAAGCAUUUAAAAAUCCCGAAGCUAUUCCGGCAUUAUGUAACGUACUUUCAACGAGUAACAACCCUCAGAUUCGUCAAUAUGCUGCUGUUAUUUUACGUAAAAGGCUUUCCAAGCAAAAACAUUGGAAUAAACUUCCUUUGGAUGUCAAAACGAGUAUAAAGCAGGGAAUAUUACAAAUUUUGAUAAAUGAAAAAGAUAAAUCUGUGAAAAAUUCAGUAGCUCAAUUUAUUGGCAUCAUUGCUAAACAUGAAGAAUCCAGUUCAAGUUGGCCGGAACUUUUGAAACUUGUUCAAAGUUUAGUGACAAGCACAAAUACGGAAGAAAUAGAGUUAGGAGUAUUCACUCUGUCAGUUUUAACAGAUGUGGCUUUAGACAUAUUUUCAAAACACCCUGAACAUUUUUCAGCUUUUUUUAUGAACACAUUUCAGUCACCUAAUUGUUUGAAUACAACAUUUGGAUAUUAUACAAUUAUGACGAUGAUUCAUGUUGUUUCAUUGUGCGAAUCAAACUCUGCAUUGCAAAAUGCUUACAAUAAAACAAUUCCUCAAAUAAUUCAAAUUGUCAAAUAUUUGGCAACAACAGAUGAGCAAAAAGCUUGCGAUUGCUUGGAAUUGUUUGAUGAAAUAUCCGGAUGUGCAGAUUCUUUACUUAUUCCUCAUGUUCAGGCUAUAAUUCACAUGUGUUUAGAAUUGGCAAGUAACAAAAAUUUAGGUGAUGAAAUCAGAAGUAAAGCUAUUAAUUUAGUCGGUUGGAUAACAAGAGUUAGAAGGAAGUCCAUCAUCAAGCAUAAACUCAUCAAACCAAUAGUUGACACUGUAUUUGCUCUUAUGUGUGAACCUCCAGAUGAGGAUAAUGAAGAAGAAGAAGAUUAUUUUGCAGAUGAUGAUGAUGACACUAGCCCAUCGACUAAUGCUGCUCAAACUUUAGAUGUAUUAGCACUUAAUUUGCCACCUGAGAAAUUAAUUACUCCAGUUCUUGAAUGGGUUAGCAAGGGAUUAGCGGGAAACAACAUUCAUGAAAAAAAAGCAUCUUACCUUGCUCUGGCCAUGUUGGCUGAAGGUUGUUUUGAAUGUAUCAGAAAUAAAUAUUUAAAAGAGUUUUUACAAUGCGUAUGCAGGGGAAUCACUGAUCCUACACCAAUUGUGAGAAAUGUGGCGCUAUUUGCACUUGGUCACUUUUCUGAAUAUUUACAGCCAGAAAUUAGCGAUUAUGCGUCUGAGCUAAUGCCCAUCCUUUUGGAAUAUUUAUCUCAACUUUGUAAUCAACUUUUAAAAAAUGGCAAACCUUCUCCUGGAAUCGGUAAAAUGUUUUACGCCCUAGAAAUGUUUUGCCAAAAUCUAGAAGAAAAAUUGACUCCUUAUCUACCGUCUCUAAUGGAGGGAUUACUAUUGACUUUGAAACCGGAAUACGCCAUACACAUUCAAGAUUUAGCCAUUAGUGCUAUCGGAGCAGCCGCAGCAGCUGUCAAGUUGGAAAUACUGCCAUUUUUUCCAAAAAUCAUCGAACACUUAAAAGUCUACUUGCUACAAGAUCACGAACCGGAUACACUUUGUUUACAAAUCGAAGCCAUCGUCACGUUAAGUAUUCUUGCUCGAACUCUCGGUGAGGAACAUUUUUCACCACUUGCAGAAGAAACUAUGCAAUUAGCUUUGAAAUUAGCCGACACAGAAGAUCCGGAUGUUAAAAAGACAACUUACGGUUUGUUUUCCGCUUUGUCAUGCGUUAUGAAAGAUAAAGUAUCACCUUAUUUAUCGAAAAUAGUAGAAAUGAUGAUAGAAUCUCUAAAAAGUUCUAGCGGUAUUGUUCCUCACUAUUCUGAAGAUGAAAAUGCUGUUUUGCCAAUAUACGACGAUCUGAGUGAUACACCCGAUGAGGAAGAUAUAGAUAACGUUUCCGAAGUAUCAUCCGACAGUGGUGCAGAUCAUUACACCGUAGAAAAUUCAUACGUCAUUGAAAAAGAAGAGGCUUGUUUAGCUUUGAAAGAUAUUGCUUUUUACGCAGGAUCGUCGUUUUUGCCAUUUUUAGAAGAAUCUUUUCAAGAGGUAUACAAAUUGGUUAAUUAUCCGCACGAUUAUAUUAGGAAAGCAUCGAUAGAAGCACUGGCACAAUUUUGUGUUAACUUUUCGAAAAUCGAAACGCCGGAGGGGAAACAAGCUUUAAAUAAAAGUUUGAGUAUGGUGAUUCCCAAAUGUGCCGAAUUGGUUAAAACCGACGAAGAAAUCUCUGUCGUUAUUGGCGUUUUGGAUUCUCUGAACGAAAUUGUUAAAGAUAUUAAAAAACCAGCCGUGGAAGGAAGUCACAGAGUGGCUAUAGUUAAUUCCAUUAGAGAUGUUUUGACGUAUAAAACUCAGUGCCAAGAUAAAGAAGACGAGGAUGAUCCGGAUUCUGAAGAUGCCGAACAAGAUGAAUUAUUAUUAGAAACGGCAGGUGACAUCGUUCCGAAUCUGGGAAGAGCAAUGAGUUCGAAUGAAUUUGUGCAAUGCAUGUCGGAGCUUUUGCCGAUAAUAAUGGAAAAAUUGAAAAAGAAAUCAUCGGUUUCGCAAAGAUCUUUUUUUGUCGGUACUUUGGCCGAAUGCAUGGCUUUGAUUGGACCGGAACUUAGCUAUCAAGCAGUUCACAUGUUACACGUUUUCUUACCCCUGGUAAAAGACGAACAUCCGGAAGUUAGAAGCAAUGCAAUUUAUGGACUUGGAGAAUUGGUUUUUCACUCGAAAGAUCCGCUUUUUCCGCAUUACAACGAAAUAUUAAAUCUUCUUUCGAACGUUUUAUCUAGAGAAACUUUUAAUAAUGCAAUCGAUAACAUAUGCGGCGCCAUUGCCCGACUAGUCAUAACGAAUACGGAAUUGGUACCCAUGGACAUUGUGUUCCCCGGGUUCCUACAGAGACUUCCGCUCAGAGAAGAUUUCGAAGAACAUUCUGCCGUGUUGAAAUGUUUCGGUCACUUGUAUCAAUUAGGUCAUCCCAUAUUAUUAAAACAUUUAAUGGACGUUAUAAAAAUAUGUUGCAGUAUUUUACAUGACAAGCAAGGAAAAGAAGACGUUCUAGCCAUGACGUGCGAAUUUUUAAGAAUGUGUCAAAAAGAUUUUCCAGUAGAAUUUUCAAACGUUCUUCAAUCCGUACCCGGUGAAGUUUCUGCCAAGAUUAGCGGUUUGCUUACUUCGUCUCCAAAGUAA
Molecule: messenger RNA, 3246 nt
Organism: Pediculus humanus corporis (human body louse)
Lineage: Eukaryota; Metazoa; Arthropoda; Insecta; Psocodea; Pediculidae
Product: Importin-4, putative
Exons: 17
Coding region: 1-3246 (1081 amino acids)
Biological process (GO): protein import into nucleus
Cellular component (GO): cytoplasm; nucleus
Molecular function (GO): nuclear import signal receptor activity; small GTPase binding
Source: RefSeq, a predicted model, not a curated record